AUGGAACAAGAUAAUACAAUAUUUGAUCAGAUGAAACAACAACUAUAAAACAAAGACUAUUUGACUUUUAAGUCAUAAAUAAAUAUAAUCAAAAGGUAUUACUCAAAGGAAAAAGAAAAUUAAAUAUGUAUAUAUUAAAUAAUUAUAAUAGAAAAACAAAUAAUAUAAUUAAAUAAUAUUCUUGAGACAUUAAAAAAUAUGGUAAUAGAGUUAACUAAAAAUGGCGAUUAUAUUAUUAAUGGUGAUGAAAAUCAAAUUAAAAUUUAACAAAUUAUUGUUGAAAGUGAAGAUAAAAAGUAAUAGAACAUUAAAGAAGCUGAAAGAUUAUUAAAUGAAGGUAUGACGAAUUGAAUUAUAAAUUAGGAGUUGCAUUAUUUAAUUUGAAUAAAUAUUAAGAUGCCAUUGAAUGUUAUGACAAAGCUAUUUCCAUUAAUCCUAAAAAUGAUAUUGCGUGGAAUAAUAAAGGUAUAGUAUAAUUAUUAAGCAUUAUUAUUUAGGAUAAGCAUUAUUUAAUUUGAAUAAAUAUUAAGAUGCCAUUGAAUGUUAUGACAAAGCUAUUUCCAUUAAUCCUAAAAAUGAUAUUGCGUGGAAUAAUAAAGGUAUAGUAUAAUUAUUAAGCAUUAUUAUUUAGGAUAAGCAUUAUUUAAUUUGAAUAAAUAUUAAGAUGCCAUUGAAUGUUAUGACAAAGCUAUUUCCAUUAAUCCUAAAAAUGAUAUUGCGUGGAAUAAUAAAGGUAUAGUAUAAUUAUUAAGCAUUAUUAUUUAGGAUAAGCAUUAUUUAAUUUGAAUAAAUAUUAAGAUGCCAUUGAAUGUUAUGACAAAGCUAUUUCCAUUAAUCCUAAAAAUGAUAUUGCGUGGAAUAAUAAAGGUAUAGUAUAAUUAUUAAGCAUUAUUAUUUAGGAUAAGCAUUAUUUAAUUUGAAUAAAUAUUAAGAUGCCAUUGAAUGUUAUGACAAAGCUAUUUCCAUUAAUCCUAAAAAUGAUAUUGCGUGGAAUAAUAAAGGUAUAGUAUAAUUAUUAAGCAUUAUUAUUUAGGAUAAGCAUUAUUUAAUUUGAAUAAAUAUUAAGAUGCCAUUGAAUGUUAUGACAAAGCUAUUUCCAUUAAUCCUAAAAAUGAUAUUGCGUGGAAUAAUAAAGGUAUAGUAUAAUUAUUAAGCAUUAUUAUUUAGGAUAAGCAUUAUAUAAUUUGAAUAAAUAUUAAGAUGCCAUUGAAUGUUAUGACAAAGCUAUUUCCAUUAAUCCUAAAAAUGAUAUUGCGUUGAGUAAUAAAGGUAUUUUAUAUUAUAAUUCAGGUUUUGCACUACAUAAAUUAUAGAAAUAUACUGAUGCAAUUUCAUGUUAUGAUUAAGCUCCUUCUAUUAACAUUAAUCCUCAAAGAUUAAAACUAAAAGGUAAAUCAAACUUUAAUUGAUAUUUAGCUGAUUCACUACUUGAAUUAGGGAAGAAAUCAGAAGCUAAACAAUUUUAUUUGGCUUCAUUAGAAAAAGGAUCUAAUGAUAAGAUUUAUAUUUAGAAAUAACUAUCAAAGUUAUGA
This is a messenger RNA of Paramecium pentaurelia, 1532 nucleotides long. Lineage: Eukaryota; Ciliophora; Oligohymenophorea; Peniculida; Parameciidae. The record is from the annotation of a GenBank genome assembly.